Molecule: messenger RNA, 1384 nt
Organism: Corythoichthys intestinalis (scribbled pipefish)
Lineage: Eukaryota; Metazoa; Chordata; Actinopteri; Syngnathiformes; Syngnathidae
Gene: sarnp
Product: SAP domain containing ribonucleoprotein
Exons: 11
Coding region: 61-696 (211 amino acids)
Biological process (GO): poly(A)+ mRNA export from nucleus
Cellular component (GO): nucleus
Source: RefSeq, a predicted model, not a curated record
GACAAAAGCGACGACGAAGAAAAAGCGCACGUGAUUGGAGGAAGCAUUGGAUCAACAAAGAUGGCUGAAGUGAUUGAGCUCCAGAAACUCAAGCUCGCAGAGCUGAGGCAAGAGUGUGAAGCCCGAGGACUGGAGACUAAAGGAAACAAGGGCGAUCUGAUCGCACGUCUGCAGGCCUACCUGGAUGAACACGACGAAGACGUGGACGUUGAUGACGUUCUUGCCGACGACACCGUGGACUUUGCCAAAGGCGAGGUCGUAGACAACGGGAAAGAUGUCAAGGAAUCACAAUCUCCCGUCGUCGAGCUGCCACCUGAAAAGAAGAUUAUCAAAAUCUGCCCGCCAACAACUGCUAGUGAACGACUACAGAAACGUGCCGAACGUUUCAAACUGCCUGCGUCAGCGGAAGAUAAGAAGACCCAACGCGCGGCAAGGUUUGGGUUACCUCUCAAUGUUUCCAGUCCAUCCACAGGCACCGCCGUGGCCAGCCACGCACCGGUCAGCGUGGAUCAGCUGAAGAAGCGGGCGGAGAGAUUCGGCAUGAAUGUGUCGUCGCUUUCGCAAAAGAUGGAAGCGGAUGAGAAGCUGAUGAAGAGGAAGGAAAGGUUUGGCAUCCUGACUGGCAGUGCAGCGACUGGUUCGGCCGAUAGCGAGGCCAAAAAAAUGAAGCGUGCUGCAAGAUUUGGUAUCGUGUAAAAUGUAUUUGUUUUUUUACUUUUUUUUGUUUGUUUUUUUAAAUAAUUUUCAGUCACCAAGAUUCAACGUGAUGGAAACAGUAACACACUGCUACCUUUUUUUCAAAUACAUUAAAACUGUAGAGUUUCCUGGCAAAAAAAAAAAUUGAGUGAUUCGGGACCUCAUGGAGGCAAAUCGAUUUUUGUGUUAAUGUUUCGGGACCUCUGAUCAUUUGCAAGACUUUCAUUUAUAAAUCAUUUGUUGUAUAAAUCAACGAUACAAAAUGUGUGUUCCAGUUACUAUUGCUAAAGUUAUUAAAGACAAGAAACGACUGUGGUGCCAAGAUUUAUGUGCCUGGAUUUUGUUUAGGGCUGUAGCUGUUUACUAUUUUAGUAAUCGAGUAACCGACUCUUUGGAUUUAAAAAAUCUUUUUUUCUCUCUCCAAAAUUCAAAAUCAAUAUAUCUACGUUUGCAAGCUAAAACCUAAAUACAUUUCGAUUCAAAUUCCUUCUCAUUUAGAAAGCAAGUUUUUACACAGGCCAAAAUGUAUGUUUUUGUCUUUUUUUUUUUUGCAUAGUUCACAGCCUGCAUCAUUAUCAGACCACUAAACCAAGACUGGCCCAAUGUGCAUAUCUAAGAAUUUUUCAUUCAAAUUUGGAUGAAUAUAUCUUAUAUUGUUCAAGAUUAAACCUGCUUUCAUACACCUUGA